Messenger RNA from Chiloscyllium plagiosum (whitespotted bambooshark), 3883 nucleotides. The record is from RefSeq and is a predicted model, not a curated record. Lineage: Eukaryota; Metazoa; Chordata; Chondrichthyes; Orectolobiformes; Hemiscylliidae.
UGUCUUGCUGAGAACUGCACUCUGGGCUCAAUUAUGAUUCACCGCAGUGGCAGCUGGUGAACACAAGCCAUUCUGAAAGAGUACAGCUCAGUUAUCUUCACAACAAGCAGCAACUGAAGCUAACUGGGAGAGACUAGGUAGGGCGAUGCAGUCAGUGUUUGUCCAGUUUGAGAGGCUGUUGGCGGAGAGAGUGGAACAGAACAUGUCCGCAAGGCGAGCUGCUCCCGAGCAGCACCACAAUAUUAUCACCAUCUCCUGUUUGUUUUACAGGCAGAAGGUGUCAUGUUAACGAUCAGGGUUCAAACAGCCGUCACAUGAACUUUUGUUUCAGAAAGGUUCCUUCACAGGAUGUGAGAGUUGCUGGCUAGCCUGCCAUUAAUUGCCCGUCCCCUAAUUACCCUGGAGUAGGCAGUGUGUGUUGUCCCUGUGCUCUGGGUUGACCCACAAGGCUGUUAAGGAGAGAAACCCGGGAUUUUGACCCAGUGACUGUGAAGGAACGGCGGAAUAUUGCCAAGCCCGGACGGCUAUUUCCAGAUGUACAGGCGAGCGUUCCUGAGGCCAGGCACGAGGACUUGUGCAGCAGCUGGUGACAUUGGCGUCUGUCAGAGGGACAGCCACAGAACCAUGGGUACCUCGGAGUGAGCUCAGGGGUCCAGGAGCAAGGGACGGAGUUGAAUGAGAUCCUGCCAGGGACUGGACUGUGGAACGCCACGACAUGCAGUCAUACCGGGAGCAGAGCAGUUACCACGGAAACCAGAGGCUCCUUCACCAAGAGGCUCAGGAGUCUCCCCGAUUGGACAGCUACAGCCAGCACCACCAGGGCCCCCUCUUCAGCGGCUACGCCAACCGGCCAGGCGGCGAGGGCUGUGACCAGCAGCUGUACCCGGGCUUCCGCAGGGAGCCCACCGAUUACUACUACCCCAGGGCCAAGGACCUAACCGGGCCCCAGGCCCAGCGAAGGCUGCCCGGGCCUUUGCAGAGCGGGUAUGGGGCACAGCAGGCAGGAGGCUACUCCGUGCAGUACCUGAGCGAGGGUCAGUGGAGGGCACCUCACUCCGCCACCAUGUCAGGCUACGGCCAGUUUGACCAGGAGGCCUACACUGGUCAGUUUUCACCCGGCAGUGUGCAGCAGCAGCAGCAGCAGCAGCUACGACACCAGGCCUUCCAAGCUCCCCUUGGCUCCCAGACGGUGGCCCAGCCUUCUCCCUCCGCCGCCCACCACCCCCAGCAUUCCCACCAGCCCAGCCCGGCCCUGUUAGCCAAGUAUCAGCAACGGGUGGCUCAGUAUAACCCCCAGCAGUUCCAGACUGCUGUAUCCUCAUCCUCCUCAUCCUCCUCUUCUUCUUCUUCCUCUUACCUGUCACCUCAAGGCUACAGCCAGCCCCCGGGGCAGGCUUUCGAUAGUUACCAUGUCAACGCCGGUGCCCAGUGCGAUGGCUACAUGGUUAACACCACGACUGCCCCCAGCUACGGGACCCAAGCGGGUUAUAGCUACCAGGCACCAAUGGGCAAGGCCUGUUUCGAACAAUCAAAGGCAGGCCAGGGUCAGCAGCCUGGGCCUCAGGCCCUGCAGUACCCCAGUGCGGCCAAGGUGCCCUUGGGGAACCAGCAGUUCGCCCCCUACUGUUCAGCCGACAUUCCCGUCAAAUCGCCCAUGCCCUUCCACCAGAACUUCAGCCCGAGUUCCAACGCCUCCCCGGCCACCCCAGUGGCCCAGUCCCCGUCGUGUAGCUCCACCCCUUCCCCUCUGGUGGUAAGCAGCGAGAGCCUGCAGUGUGGGCCGGGCGCCAUGGGCAUGAGGGGCCGGGUGGUACCGCUCAUGCCCCAGCCCAGUCCCACCCCGGCGGGCCUGAUGCCGAGCCCCGGCUCGCAGCCUGUGGCCUACGAGGGGUUUGGGUUGGAAGGCGGGGCUGAGAAACGCCCCUCAGACUUGGGCCAGAGCAGCCUGACGGCCCUGAGCUCCCAGGUGGCCAACAUCCCCAACAGAGUGCAGCACCUGCUCAUCUCCGACACCUUGGCGUUACACCGACGGCAGGGCCGGCGGCCCAACAAGAGGCCAGGCCCAGGAGGCCCGCCCGAGCACCAGGGCCUCGAGGAACCACUGAAAUCACCGCAGGCCGAGUCCUUGGACGGGGCCUGCUCGAGUUCAUCUGAGGACCCCGCGGAGAGAGUUCGUCAGCUCAGCGGGCAGAGCGGCACCUCGGAGCGAGGCUACAAGGCCCACAACCCAGACACCGUGCCCACUGCCACCUGCUCGCCAGCAAGUUCCAUCGGUGACAGCGCCGGCCGGCCCCUCUCCAAGGAAGAGGUCAUUGCCCAGAUGUGUCGGGAUGGUAAAGGCAACGCCGUGCCACCACUGACAGAGCAAGGCCUGGCCCGCAGCGAGAAGCCUGUCGGAGUGAUCGUCGCCCGGGAGACCAUGGCCGCUCGGGGCAAUGCCAUGGCUCUCGGGGGCCAAGGGGAGGAGCACCCGCAGCAGAACGCCUUCCUCACCGGCGGCGAGAAAGAACCCGGCCUCCAGCAGCAACUAAGCAACGCCCGCAACAUCAUGGCACCUUCAACGACCCCGAACGGGAACGGGCUGGGGGUGCACCAGGGCCAGGUGGCGCUCAGUGACCCCCUGGCCACAAGGAUGGACACCUCCAAGUCCCCUGGCUACUUGGCGUACGGGCUUCGCGAUGUGCCCAAGGGCGAUGGCCAAUACCACUACAUGCAGUACCCAGCAGCCAGUUACGGUCACCCAGGGCCCGAGCAGUUUGGUCUGGGAGACGGGAAGGUGCACCCGGGAAAGCCUGACAAGAGCCACAGUUUGCUGCAAGAGGCUUUGCAGGCCACCUAUCAUGGGAGGAAGUUCCACCCGGCUUACGCUCCAGAGGAUCAUUACCCAGGCUUCCUGGAGAGCCCAUUGCAGCCCGUCAGGCAGAUGAUCGAGUUGACCAGGAAAGGGGGACAUAACAACAGCCUGGCCUCUCCCCCGGGCUGGGGGGAGUCGAGGACUCCCGGCCCAGGCUUCAGCCUGGAGCUGAGCAAGGCCGACCAUGAGCCUCCAUACGAGCCCGGGGCCGCCGAGAGGAAGUCAGUCAUCUGUGAUGUCUCCCCUUCGAGACCCUUCGGUCACGGGCCUUUACCCCCGGGCUGCGGGCAAGGGCAGGAGCGGGAGCUGGGCCGCAGCUUGAAGGCAGCUCGGGCCUGCAAGACCGGCCAGACGGUUAUCCAGGCCGGAGUCUACAUGGGGGCAGAUGGGAAGGCCAAGGGGCUGAUGGAGCAGCAUCAGGGUCAACUGAGGAGCCUGGGGCAGUACGACAGCAGGGAGCCCCACUGGAAAUACGACUCAUUUGAGCUGGCCCGGUCUUCAGCGCUGGUCUCCAUGCCAAUGUCGAUGGGAUCCUCCAGCACCCUGCUCCAUCAUGCCCUCAACAGUCGACCCUCGAGGGGUCGGAGACCCUGCGGACGGGCAGGAGGUAGAGCCGGGGUGAGGAGGAGAGCGCCAACUCGGACAGACGACAAAGCUCUGAUGGCCAGGGCCCCCCUGAUCAAACAGGAGGAGGCGCUGGGCUCCAGGCUGCCUGGAUUCCUGGGCCGCGCCGGAGAGCAUCUGCCCAUCUUGCCUUGCGCUAGUGCCCCGCACCCUCCCUCCUCGCACUCCGAGACACUCUCCUCCCUGCUGACCAAACAAGAUGGCCCCCGGUUGUCCAUACUGACAGAAAACCAUGCAACAAGUGAUUGCUCUGAAAUAUCUCUGUGGAGACGAGAUGUUGACAGUUAUCCUUAUAACAAAUUCAAAAUCAGUGCUAAACCAGAAAGCUUUAUAAACAGGUGUAAGGAGACAGCCUGGAGAGAAUUAAUUUUGAUAGAGAUACAAACUAUUCAGGUCAGUCCCUGA